AUGCCCACUAUUUGGUGUGCUAAAUAUGACGAGCAUGUGGGUAAAUCAAAAGUCGGACAAAAGCCGACCUUUCCGAAAGGAAAACGACGAAUUAAUCACGAAUUAGCAAUGUUUUUGACUAAUCAAAAUGGAAAGUAUUUCCAGGAAGAUGAUUUUUUAUGUACAAGAUGUUUUGAAACUGUGAAGCAAAAUUUGGCUAUGAAUUUGCCUCUUAUUACUUCAUCUGCUAUGGAUAUUGAUGAUCGAAAAUCUGAGCGAGCCGCAGCUACUACAGCACUGCUCAACAUUUCCGCUUUGACAAACAUCGAAAUGUCAUUCUCAGAUUGUGAAGAUGUAGCACCAGAUAAUUGUGAAGAAGAAAUAAUGGCUUUGGAAUUGCAACUAAGUCGACAGAAAUCUCUUGAACUUUUGAAUAACAUCUUGUCACUUGUAGGAUUAUCAUCUAUCAGAGACAUACGAAAUAAAAUAAUUGUUAGUAAACAAGUUGAUCUCGCAUUAAGCAUUAUUCGUCAAACUGCUGAGCAAAUAUGUGACAGUACUAAUCAAGAUAUUAUAACCGAUGAAUCAGAUAUUACUAUUAAUGAGGCGAAGCAAAUCGUUAACAAUUUUAAGUUACUUGUUGAGACAAGUGAUUUUAAUGAACAAAUAAGAUUACUUACGUUAGUUCCAUCGACAUGGGGUAGAACCAAAAUUACGAAUUUUUUUCAUUGUUCACAACACCAGGCACAUUACAGCAUAUAUUUAAGAGAUGCGGAUCAAAUUUUAUCGUUGCCCGUAGAUUUACGUGGUAACAUACCAUUUAAUCCAGAUGUUGAAAAAGAAAUAUUCGACUUCUAUCAUCGUGAUGACAUUAGCAGGGCUUCACCAAAUAAAAAGGAUGUUUUAAAAAAUCAUAAUAACCCAAAACUUAUUCGUUAUAUGUUGAUGAGUACUAUGGAAGCUUAUCAGCAAUUUGUACAAGAAGAUGCACUUAUGAAAGUGGCAAAUCUAAAUUUGCUUCACUAA
This is a messenger RNA of Rotaria socialis, 1005 nucleotides long. The record is from the annotation of a GenBank genome assembly. Lineage: Eukaryota; Metazoa; Rotifera; Eurotatoria; Philodinida; Philodinidae.